GCCACGUUCUAAAAAGGCCAGCAAGAUGGGGUCUGAAAACCCAAGUCCACAGAACCCCAGCUGUAAAAUUAUGACUUUCCGCCCGACGCUCGAGGAAUUCCGUGAUUUUGGGAAAUAUAUUGCUUAUAUCGAAUCCCAGGGAGCUCACAGAGCUGGACUGGCAAAGGUGAUUCCUCCAAAGGAGUGGUUGCCACGGAAGACCUAUGACGAUAUUGACAAGAUGGUUAUUCCUGCCCCCAUUCAGCAAGUCGUGACGGGGCAGUCGGGCCUCUUCACUCAGUACAAUAUUCAGAAGAAACCCAUGCUCGUCGGGGAGUAUCGUCGCUUGGCCAACAGCGAGAAGUACUGCACCCCUCGACAUCAAGAUUUUGAUGACCUGGAACGCAAAUACUGGAAGAAUCUGACUUUCGUGUCUCCUAUUUAUGGGGCAGAUAUCAGCGGUUCCUUGUAUGAUGCUGGUGUGAACGAGUGGAACAUUGGGAACCUCAACACCCUCCUGGACAUGGUGGAGCACCAGUGCGGAAUCAUCAUCGAAGGCGUCAACACCCCGUACCUCUACUUCGGGAUGUGGAAGACCACGUUUGCAUGGCAUACAGAGGACAUGGACCUCUACAGCAUCAACUACCUACAUUUUGGAGAACCCAAAUCUUGGUAUGCGAUCCCUCCAGAACAUGGCAAGCGACUGGAGAGACUGGCUAAAGGAUUCUUCCCAGGGAGCUCUCAAGGUUGCGACGCCUUCCUCCGGCACAAAAUGACUCUGAUUUCGCCCUCCAUCUUGAAGAAAUACGGCAUCCCCUUUGACCGGAUCACCCAAGAAGCUGGAGAGUUCAUGAUCACGUUCCCCUACGGAUACCAUGCAGGCUUCAACCAUGGCUUCAAUUGUGCGGAAUCCACCAACUUUGCCACGCUGCGUUGGAUCGACUAUGGAAAGAUGGCUACCCAAUGUACUUGCCGGAAGGACACCGUGAAGAUCUCGAUGGACGUCUUUGUGAGGGUCCUCCAGCCGGAGCGGUACGACUUAUGGAAGCAAGGGAAAGACAUUGCCCCCUUGGAUCACUUGAAACCCACGGCGUUAACCAGCCCGGAGCUGGAAGCCUGGAAUAAGACAAAGGAGGCCUUGAAAGCCAGGAUGCUCCGCAGGGCCAAGAGGAAACGGAGCCAACCUCGGAGGCAUAAGACACAGGAUCAGAAGGCGCUCGGGGAAGCCAUGGCGGCAGAAGCGGCCCUGGAUGGAGGCAAAGAGAAGGAAGGCCAAAGGACGCUUGCAGGCUUAGAUGAAGAAGGGAAACACAAACCGUCGGAAGGCAAAGAAGGAGACUGCAAACCGAAGGUCCGUGUCCCGAAAGUCAAAGGGGAGAGGAAGAGGAAGAAGCAGCAGCACCCCCACCACCCCUUGGCGACUACCCUUCCGCUCCCGUUGCACCAGCUUCUGCCCCCGCUCUUGCUGCCACAGCCGCCGCUGCAACAUCUGGGGGAGCUGCAGUCGCAGGGCUUUGGGGGAGAAGGCGGCACCAGCCCCUGCAAGGAGGAGGACACGCCCCCCAUGCCCUCCCUCAACGCCUUGACCUCGGAAGCCCCCGAUGAGGAGGAGGAGGCCAAACAGCGGCCCAUCAUCCCCAUGCUCUACGUGGUCCCGAGGUGCAAGAAGCCCCCCUCGGAGAAGCGGCGGAUGUCCUGCCAGGAGGUGUUUGAGCGCUUCGUCUCGAAGGAGUCGGUGGACCCCUUGGACCUGGGGAAGAAGGAGGAGGAGGAAGGUGCAGGAGGGCGUCCGGAGCCCAGUAAAUUGCAGACGACGUCAACGUUCUCUAAGCUGAAGAUGGAGAUCAAGAAAAGCCGCCGUCAUCCCUUGGGCAAGCCGCCCACCCGCUCGCCCUUGUCCGUGGUCAAACAGGAAGCCUCCAGUGAUGAAGAAGCACUCCCGUUCUCCGGAGAAGAGGACGUUGGCGACCCCGAGCUCCUCAAGUCCUUGCUUUCCCUCCAGUGGAAGAACAAACCUCACAACUUUAUCGCCGAGAGGAGAUUCAACGCCGCCGCUGCCUUGAGCGAGCCGUACUGCGCUAUCUGCACCCUCUUCUACCCUUAUAAUCAGGCCUCACAGAUGGAAAAAGAGUCCGCCCCACUGCCCUCGGGAGAAAGCACCACGCUCCAGCCGCCUCUGAGAAGCGGGCAGAAAACCAAGCCCCUGAUCCCGGAGAUGUGCUUCACCUCCAGUGGCGAAAACACCGAGCCCCUGCCUUCCAAUUCCUACAUCGGCGAGGAUGGGAGCAGCCUGCUGAUCUCCUGCGCCAGGUGCUGCCUGCAAGUCCAUGCCAGUUGCUACGGGAUUCGGCCUGACCUUGUGAACGAAGGCUGGACUUGUUCUCGAUGCUCAGCCAACGCAUUGGUUGCGGACUGCUGCCUCUGCAACCUCCGGGGAGGAGCCCUUCAAAAGACCACUGACGGCAGGUGGGUCCACGUCAUCUGCGCGAUCGCCGUUCCGGAGGCCCGCUUCGUCAACGUCAUCGAGCGCCACCCGGUAGACAUCACCGGCAUCCUGGAGCAAAGGUGGAAACUGAAAUGCGUCUACUGCCGGAAGUGGAUGAAGAAGGUCUCGGGCGCCUGCAUCCAAUGCUCCUACGAGCACUGCUCCACUUCCUUCCACGUCACCUGCGCCCACGCGGCCGGCGUGCCCAUCGAGCCGGACGACUGGCCGUACGCCGUGUCCAUCACCUGCUUCAAACACAAAGCGGCCAGCCAUGUCGUUCCCUUCUCCAGGGAGGUGUCCCUGGGCCAGACGGUGAUCACCAAGUGCCGCAACGGGCUCUACUACCGGUGCAAAGUGAUCGGCGUCACAACGCAGACCUUCUACGAAGUCAAUUUCGAAGAUGGCUCCUACAGCGACAAUAUUUACCCAGAGAACAUUGUUAGCAGAGACUGCCUCAAGGUGGGACCGCCGGCGGAGGGAGAGUUGGUCCGGCUUCGCUUGACCGACGACAUGAUUUACCGAGCCAAGUUCGUCGCCGCCCACAUGAGCCAGAUCUUUCAGGUCGAGUUUGAUGAUGGCGCUCAGCUAAUGGUCAAGCGAGGCGAGAUCUACACUUUGGAGGAAGACCUUCCCAAGAGAGUCAAGUCACGGCUGUCCCUCUGCAGUGGGGAAGAGAGGCCCUCAGGAGACAACUUGAAGGCGGCUAAGCGGCCCCGCGUGGGCCCCGCCAAGGCCCCCGAGGAGAGCGGCCCCAGCCCCGACUACCUGGCCAUCAUGGAGACCCUGCUGCAAGCCCCCUUCCGGCCCGGCACCCCGAGCGGCACCCAAUUCUGAGACGGAUCCCAACCGGACGAGCCACCUUUUCCAACCUCUCGUGGGAGAGAACUUAAGUGGGACAAAAGCCGUGCAAGAGUGGGAGACGGCCCGGCCCCUGGUGCAAUAAUAACAACAACAACAACAACGUGCAGAUUUCAUCCCUUUCCCUCCUUUUCUCAAUUCUGGGCCCUGGAGACGUGUUCCGGCCUACCUCUGUCCUUCCUGCUGAUGAAUUUUCGAAGGGGACACACACAACUUUGGAUGUUUCCGAAGGAUCUGUACAAAAACCGUUCCGUGUUUUCGUUGGUUUGGGUUCCCUCCCCGCCUCCUCCCUUUCGUUGUGCAACCGUAACUCCGUUUAUUUUUCCAUCCAUUGCUCUCUCUCUCUCCCCCGAUUAAAUACAUAAAUAUAUAUAUAUUUCCUUUCUUUUCUCUUUGGGGGAAAAAAAGGUGCUAUUUCCUGACUACUGAAGCAGCCUUUUCUGGUUUUGGAAUCCACCCUUUGUGUAUGUAUGUAUGAUAUAUACAUAUAGAUAUUUAAAAUUGCCUUUGGAAUUUUCUAUAUUGAGAAGAAGAAGAAAAAACAGUUGUGUUUUAUAAAAUAAGAAGAAUAAUAAGCAAAAAUAUUCGAACGAAAAAAGGAACAAAGCCUUUCCUCCGCACCUUGGAAAAUAUCCCCAAACAUGAAUGAAUUUUCGAUAAUAAUAAAGCCUGUUCGUCGGGGGCGAUGGGAUGCAUUUGGCGUUCCCAAGAAACGAUGGAGUCUUGUCAUGGUUGGGGAGAGGAACACAAGUUGUUGUUUUUAAAAAAAUACCUCUUUUUAUUAGGGUGGGAAAAUUACGGGGGAUACUGUUGUGUUUGUGUUGAACGGCGGACUUUUCCUUUCAGUUAAUGCGUUGUAAUAAACGAAACCACCGCAACA
Molecule: messenger RNA, 4202 nt
Organism: Anolis carolinensis (green anole)
Lineage: Eukaryota; Metazoa; Chordata; Lepidosauria; Squamata; Anolidae
Gene: kdm4b
Product: lysine demethylase 4B
Exons: 21
Coding region: 26-3298 (1090 amino acids)
Biological process (GO): chromatin remodeling; regulation of gene expression
Cellular component (GO): chromatin; nucleus
Molecular function (GO): histone H3K9 demethylase activity
Source: RefSeq, a predicted model, not a curated record